Molecule: messenger RNA, 729 nt
Organism: Stereum hirsutum FP-91666 SS1
Lineage: Eukaryota; Fungi; Basidiomycota; Agaricomycetes; Russulales; Stereaceae
Product: mitochondrial distribution and morphology family 33
Exons: 2
Biological process (GO): inner mitochondrial membrane organization
Cellular component (GO): mitochondrial inner membrane
Source: RefSeq, a predicted model, not a curated record
CUCCGCGAACUCGCCGAACAGAAGGCCAUCGCGCUCCGACACCAAACGGACCACCUCACCCAGUCUCUCUCCGCUACCUUCUCCCAACUCGGAGGCCGUAUCAACAAAGUGACCGGAUACGACGAGAUCGAUGCUCUGAAGAAAGGCGUGGUCGAACAAGAGGCUCGAAUUACGGCCGCGCGCACUGCGGCACGGGAGGCUAAGCUCUCAUACGAAGCCGCCGUCGAACAGCGUUCAAGUUCACAACGCGAGGUCAACGACCUGCUCCAACGGAAGUCCUCCUGGAAGACACCCGAACUGACACGGUUCAUGGAGCUCAUACAAGAAGAACACAUCCGGGAACAAGAGGAAGCGCGGUCCAAGAAUGCCGUGCGGCAGACGGAAGAGGAGGUCGAGAAGGAGUUCAACGACUUAUUGCGCCUCAUUCUCGCGCGGUAUCACGAAGAGCAGGUCUGGUCGGACAAAAUCCGGAGCGUAUCGACAUAUGGGUCUAUGGCGGUCCUGGGCGUCAACGUGUUCGUGUUCUUGCUGGCGAUCAUAUUGGUGGAGCCGUGGAAGAGGAAGAGGUUGGCGCAGACGUUCGAGAAGAAGGUGGAGGAGCUCGCGGUUGUUAAUUCGCAGGCGGUAGAGAACGGGAUAGGAGCGUUGAGGGAGAGGUUGGAUGUGCAGGAGCAGAUGCUUUCACAGUUAGUGGCGGCCGCUACGAUGCUGCAGUCAGAACGGGAGAGC